CUCUCCUGGCUCCGGGAGCAGAGUGGGGCUGGUGGGUCAGAACCUCACUUUUCCCCUAGCAGAGGCCAUGGCCAGUUUCUCGCUGGGCCUUGGCUGUGAGUGGGGAUCAAGCUGGGGGGCUGCGCUCAGUCCCUGGAGCCUGCCCUGGGGGAGGGAACCUGUAUCAGGCCUUUUCUCCCUUCCCUGAGCAGCUCCCCAUCCCCAUCCAUCCUGCAGCUUCCCUUCCCAGCACCGCCCUUCCCCUGCGCAGCCAGCUGCGUCCGGAGCUGGGGGAGCCGAACUUGGAGCGGGAUAAGAAAGGGGGCGUGGCUUUCGUGACGUCAUCAGCCAAUGAGCGCUGCAGGUCAGUGUGAGUGGCAGCUGCGCUGGCCAAUUGGAGCGGGGCUCAGCGCUACGCGGGCUGCGGGAAAGAUGGCAGCGCUCGCGGCAGCCUCCGUGUAUGAGCAACUGAAGGAGCUGCGCUGCCCCCUGCUGGACGGAGUUUUCCUGCCCGAGCCUGGGGCGGCCCUGGGGCUCCUCUGCGCCCCCUCGGCCCAGCGCCUGGAGCUGCUGGCCUGGCUCUGCGCCCGGUACCGGACCCCCCCACUCACCCUGGCCCCCAGUGCGAACCCCCCCCUCCGAGACCAAUUCGCCACCCUCACGGACUCGCAGACGGAGGAGAAAACUCAAGAAAUGGCCAAACUGGGCUCCGACCUGCUGCUGUGUCGAUCCGACGAGCUCGAUCUCAUUAAGGGAGAGGCCAGUGCCGAGCGGCAGCUCCGGUUCAUGGAGCAGCUGCUGGAUGUGAUCCGGUACCUGGACGCCAUCACUGGGACGGACUCUGGGGACUCGACCACCUCCAGCAGGGCGGAGUCGCUCCGGGGGGCCGCGAGGAGGAAUGAGGAGUUCCUGCGCGAGGUCUUCUCCAGCCCCAGUUUGUCGGCCUUGCUGGCCCCCACCCUGCCCCCCUGCACCGCCGACAUCAAGCCCCUGCUGCUGGAGGAGCCAGCCCCCCCCACGAGGAGCCGGCUGUCAGGGAGAUCCAGUGGGAAGAUGCUGGCUGAGCUCUCCAGGACCCUGGAGGAGGCGAACGCCUCACUGGAGCGGCUGAGCGCAGAGAGCUCCGCCCUGCGGGGGGGCGCGGAGCCCCUGGCCCCUGGCCUGGCCCUGCAGACCCUGGCGCUGGCGGCCUGCGACUCGCACCAGCUGAUGGGGGCCUUCGGGCAGGUGUACGAGACGGAGCUGCGGGAACACUGCGGCCGCGGCCCCGCCCCACAGCUCAGCCCCUGUGGGCCCCUGGCCCAGCAGCUGCACCAGGCCCUCACGCUCUGCACCCAGGGGCUGCAGGCGGUGGCCCAGCUGAGCGACACCUCGGAGCAGGCGGUGCAGACGGCGGAGCGGAGACACGGCCCCCCAGCGACGCUGCGUAAGUUGCCCCAGAGCAGGCAGAGAACCCAGGCGUCCGGGCGGGGCUCGGGGGCAGCUGCUGAACUGACGUGAAUUGUUUCUGUUCCAGCCGCGAAGAUGGAGGAGCUGCGCCGGCGCUACCAGGCCCGGCUGGCCGCUGCCGGGGGGCUGCCGGGGUGACCCCAGGGCUGGGCUGGGGGGCUCCAGGGCCCCCAACCCACGAGGGAGCUGCUGUCCCGCUGUUCCUGGGAUAAUAAAAGAGUCAUUAAUGAUCAACUACUGGUAAUGAUCCCAGAUCGCCCCCCCCAAGGAGCUCACUCUGACAGAUCAUCGUUCCCCUUUCCCAGCCAGGGAAACUGAGGCAGGGCCCAGGGAGGAGAUGGCGGCAGCUGGGCCAGGAAGGGAACCCAGGUGUCCUGCAGCUCUGCUCCUCGCCCCGCCCCCGCUUCGAGAUCCCUGCA
This is a messenger RNA of Mauremys reevesii (Reeves's turtle), 1847 nucleotides long. It is a transcript of the gene HAUS7, whose product is annotated as HAUS augmin like complex subunit 7. Gene Ontology annotation, cellular component: HAUS complex. Lineage: Eukaryota; Metazoa; Chordata; Testudines; Geoemydidae. The transcript is spliced from 10 exons. The record is from RefSeq and is a predicted model, not a curated record. Gene Ontology annotation, molecular function: microtubule minus-end binding. Gene Ontology annotation, biological process: spindle assembly; centrosome cycle. Bases 331 to 1479 code for a protein of 382 amino acids.